This is a messenger RNA of Camellia sinensis, 1431 nucleotides long. The record is from RefSeq and is a predicted model, not a curated record. Lineage: Eukaryota; Viridiplantae; Streptophyta; Magnoliopsida; Ericales; Theaceae.
AUGCAUAGUAAUCUGAGUAUUGCUGGGCUAAUAACAAAGGCCUUGUCAGCACCAAAUCUCAGUGCACUGGAUUUUCCUGCACUUUCUGUGCAUGAUGGUCAAAAUGGUUUGCCAAAAUAUGCUGGAGAUGAUAUCCAACAAAGUGGUAGUCCUUACAGGUAUUCCAGCAAGGACAGCAUGCUUUUAUUCAAAUCUAGCUCUUCAAUCCCUACGAGAGGUGCUACUGAUUUUGCUUCAGCUGUCAGGAAAAUGUCAUCUCAGGAUUCUGGUAUAUGGAAGUAUGAACGAAAUGGUUCUGCUGAUGCUAGUGUUGGCUCAAGUAGAAGUGCACAUCUUUUGGCUAGCUCUUACAGCAGCGGGCAGGGGAGGAGCAUCUAUGGUGAUAGAUUACAAAGUCGGAGUUCAUCCCGGACAGCUCCUGUUUGGCUAGAAACUGGAGAAGCAGUGGCAAAUAUGUACUCUGAAAUGCGGGAGGAAGCUCGUGACCAUGCACGCUUACGUAAUGCGUACUUUGAACAGCUGCAAGUUGAUGGUGGUUUGAAUCAGAAUCUCAACUCAAAGGUCCUGCUGUCCAUCUGUUCUCUGCUGACAGACCCACACCCUGAUGAUCCUCUUUUUUGGCAGUUUGCAAACAUACUUUUUCCUCUCUCUCUCUCUCUCCACUCAAGGAUACCCACCAUUUUGUCAACUUUCCAGACCACUCACCGACUCCCUCACCCCCCAAAAAGAAUACCUUUAUUUAUUUAUCUUAUCUUUCUUGUGUUCCAUUUUUCAAAAAAAAAAAAAAAAAAAAAAAAAAAAAAGUAUGCAGCCAUUCUUCAGAAGCAAUUCCUUGAAGCGUCUGACGAUGACGAUGAAGAGAAUGAGCCAGCUGACACUCCGGUUGACAAUGUUCCAGCUAACCAAUCAGUUCGGGCAAAGCCUGUGGUAGAAGAUCUGACCAUUGAGCAACCUACUGAAACCGAGCUCCAGGCCAAGACCGAGCUCCCAACUCAGACUGUCAUUCAGAAAAACAAUAUCACUCACGAGCGAGUGUUGGAGCUAAGGAAAACAACUAGGCAAGCCAUGGCGGAAGCCGAAGCCAAGACUGCCGAACUAAAUCAAUCCCAACAGAGGACGGCGGAGCUGGAGGCCGAGAUAACUCGUCUAACCGGACUAGUUACCUCGGCUGAUACCGACAAACAAAGAGCGCUAACCGAGAUGAAAGACAAGUAUUUGCGGGAACUGGCGAAACUUGAGGGUGUUAAGGACGCCGAAAUAAAAGUUUUGAAGAAGAAAGCUGAAGAUGCCGAGCUGAAGGGCUUCAAGGCAGGCGAAGCUGCAUAUAUCCAGCAGUGUCAAUCUGAGAACCCUGAAGUUAAUGCAGAAAGGUCAAAUGCUCAGCUUGACACAGGAGUUGUUAACACAUUUGUGAUGAUAUCAGGGUACUAG